AUGAAUUAGGAUACAAGGACUUCUAGAAUUAAAGUUUCAAUAUUAUAAAUUAUAUUUAGAGUAACCCAAGAUUUGAUUGAUUCAACAUUAUCAGUUUUAGUGAUGAAAGGAAUUAAUGUUAACUAAAUUCAAAUAAGAAAUCUGUUAACUCAAACAUCGAAAGUUUAAAAUUUUACUAAAUUAAUAGAUUCAAAAACUAUAUAUUUUAAAAUAAAGUUAAUUUUAAAAUUUAAAUUAUAAAAUUUUGUUAUAAGUUGCAAAAUGAGAGUAUUGAAAUUUAUCAAGAAAUGA
This is a messenger RNA of Paramecium sonneborni, 291 nucleotides long. The record is from the annotation of a GenBank genome assembly. NCBI's taxonomy places the organism in Eukaryota, Ciliophora, Oligohymenophorea, Peniculida, Parameciidae.